AUGGUCCCCAGAGAAGAACUGCAGCACACAGGGAUGGUCCAGCUCCUCUUGCAUUUCCAGUGGACCUGGAUUGGGACCGUAACUGGAGAUUAUGACCUGGGAGAUAAGUUUCUGCAGACCUUCUUACCUAUGCUUUCCGAGAAAAAUAUCUGUGCAUUCAACUGUGUGUUUGAGGACUCCUCUGAGACACUGAAAAGCAGUGAUAUUUGUACAGGGGAAGAGAAACUGGAGAGCUUACCUGGAAUUUUCUUUGAAACAAGUAUGACCAGCUUCAGCUACAGUGUCUACAAUGCAGUGUAUGCCAUAGCACAUGCUUUACAUAAGGUUUAUGGGUACAGGGGAAAACUGGGAUUAAAGGAAGACAGAGGAAGAGUGGAUUUUCCACAUCCUCAACCCUGGCAGCUGUACAAAAAGGAAGGGGAGAGUGAAAUGGAAACACUGCAGUACAAUGCACAGAAACAGAGGGCAGACAUCAGGUAUCCCCAAUACUAUGAAGAUCACAAAAAUAUUAGAGAGCUUUUAGAGGAAGAAGUAAAACUUUACCGAAACCAGGAGGUGAUGCCCUGGGCUGUGUGUAAUGACAACUGCCAUCCAGGCUACUACAAACAUAAGAAGGAGGGAGAGCAGUUCUGUUGCUACAAUUGUGUUCCAUGUCCAGAAGGGAAGAUUUCUGACCAGAAGGAUAUGGACGACUGUUUCAAAUGCCCAGAAGAUCAGUAUCCCGAUGUGAACAGAGAUCAAUGCCGUCCCAAACUUCUGAACUUCCUCUCUUUCUCAGAACCUUUAGGGAUCACUUUAGUGUUCUUGGCACUGUCUUUUUCUCUGAUGACAUCUUUGGUGCUGGGAAUUUUCAUCAAAAACAAGGACACGCCCAUCGUCAAAGCCAACAAUCGGGACCUCAGUUACUCUCUACUGAUUUCCCUCCAGCUCUGCUUUCUUUCUUCCCUGCUAUUCAUUGGCAGGCCUCAGCCAGUGACUUGCUUCUUACGACAAACCGCUUAUGCCAUCUCUUUCACUGUGACAAUUUCAUGUGUGUUGGCAAAAACAGCCACUGUGGUUGUGGCGUUCAUGGCCACCAAGCCGGGGAGCAGGCUGAGGAAAUGGGUGGGGGGAAGACUCACAAACUCGAUUCUUUGUUGCUCCCUCAUUCAGGCCAUCCUUUGUACUUUCUGGCUUUGUACUUCUCCUCCAUUCCCAGAUGCUGACAUGCAUUCUCUCUCGGAAGAAAUCAUCAUAGGAUGCAACGAGGGGUCGGUCGUCAUGUUUUAUAGCGUUCUGGGGUACCUGGGACUUCUGGCUAUGGUCAGCUUCACUGUGGCUUUCCUAGCCAGGAAGUUGCCAGAUUCUUUCAAUGAAGCCAAGUUCAUUGCUUUCAGCAUGCUGGUCUUUUGCAGUGUUUGGCUGUCCUUUGUUCCCUCUUAUCUGAGUACCAAGGGCAAAUACAUGGUGGCUGUGGAGAUCUUUGCCAUUUUGGCCUCUGGUGCUGGGUUAACAGCUUUCAUUUUUUUCCCCAAGUGCUACAUAAUUGUUGUGAAGCCUGGCUUGAACCACAAGGGCCAACUUAUGAAGAGAAAUAAGUAG
This is a messenger RNA of Sphaerodactylus townsendi, 1581 nucleotides long. Its product is annotated as vomeronasal type-2 receptor 26-like. The record is from RefSeq and is a predicted model, not a curated record. Gene Ontology annotation, cellular component: membrane. Gene Ontology annotation, molecular function: G protein-coupled receptor activity. The transcript is spliced from 5 exons. The coding region runs from base 1 to 1581 and encodes 526 amino acids. Lineage: Eukaryota; Metazoa; Chordata; Lepidosauria; Squamata; Sphaerodactylidae. Gene Ontology annotation, biological process: G protein-coupled receptor signaling pathway.